Molecule: messenger RNA, 30612 nt
Organism: Xyrichtys novacula (pearly razorfish)
Lineage: Eukaryota; Metazoa; Chordata; Actinopteri; Labriformes; Labridae
Source: the annotation of a GenBank genome assembly
AGUGAUGAUGGCGGUGCGUGAACGCGCAGUAAAAGUAAUGGCUGCUCUUGAUCGGCGGGUGCCUAGCCUCGAUGAUUUCGUGGGUCAAAGCUGGACUGCCUGGGCCGAGUGGGCCGGUGUGGCAGCGGCGGAUGGUAAGAAAGCACACUGACGCAAACACUGGCAGCUACAAAGCCGUUUAAUGAAAGCAGCGGGGUUUAUUUUCGUGGAAACGGAGGACAGAGCUAACCAUGUUACCCAAACAAAGACCCUGCCGGGUCCUAGCGCUGGGUGGGUAACAUGUUGCUCUCCUCCAGGUCCCCCUGCAGACGCUGUCCUUAAGAAAAAUCUGCCUUAUAUAUUUUGAUAUAUUUCUAACAGUGAGUGCUUUGUGGCUGUGGUCAUGUAUCAAGCUGCCAGAGUUGAGUGGUUGUGUUUGAUUUGGGUGAAAGCAGCCGGGCAGCGGUGGCAUCAGAGCGGAAGGAGGCUAGUAUGGAUGCCGUGGAGAGCAACUUCUUACCGUGGAGAGCUAAGCUAGCUGUUAGCCUGCUGGGUCAAGCCAGACCAGCCAUUGAGGACGAGGCUUUUAGCGUUAGCGGGCUAAUGCUACCAGCAGCAGCAGGAGCAGGGGGACUGAGAGGAGACACCGGUGACGGAGGAGGAGUCUGAUGCUGGCCCAGCCUGUGAUACUGGCUAACGUUACUCUCUGUUCUUUCCGUUUAAUGUUCCCUUUGAAGGCUAACGAAGCCCCCUUCAUUUAGUUCCUUUAACAUUUACACAGGGGCGUGCCCAGACUUUUUUUGACUGGGGUGGCCCACCUGGGGCACAGACUCAUGCAGGGGGUGGCAUCAAGUCUGUCUGCACACACAGAGCACUACAUAGCAUUGAUUUACCCUGUCUAUCUCCACUAACCUGAUCUGCUGUAGCCACUAACAGUACAGUAUCAUACAGAGGUUUAAAUCCUGGGUUCAGUUUACAAAACUUAAAGGGAUGUUCCGGUGUAAAAUUAAUUUAGGGUCAAACACACCAUAUCACAGAGUUAGGGACCCCGUCGAGAGAUGAACGUUGCCGACUGCUUGUUUAUCCAGUUAUAUCAACUUAAGCAAAGACUGAACGUUAGCAAUACACCGUGGUCUACGUCUCCAUGCGCAAACCUCAAUCAAAAUAUCCCUCCAUAGCCACAAAUAAUGCUCAGAACAGCACCUUACUUCAUCAACAGUACAUAUAGGGUCCCAGCCAUAGUACUAGACACCAAACAUCUUUUAAACUUUGCCUAAUUUCUUAAGCAAAGAGACUAAACACAACCUACCCACUCUCUUCCAGCAGCCGCUUGUUUGUAGCGAGACCUCAGGCCAGUCCAUUAUGGACUGCAGCGGAGUUUCGCAGCUCAAGGAAGAACAUUUAUGAUAAUUUCUUUUUCAUUUCCUUGAAAUCAUAAUCACCUAAAUAAUCAUUUUGCACUGCAGACGCAGUAGUUCUUCUGCCUCAGCGUCUCUGUCUGAUUGCAUUUCCAUGAAGAAAUGAUCAUAAAUGUUCUUCCUUGAGCUGUGUCCCCCGCUACAGUUGAUGUACUGGCCUGAGGUCUCGCUACAAACAAGCGGCUGCUGGAAGAGAGUAGGUGAGUUGUGUUUAGUCUCUUUGCGAAAGAAAUUAGGCAAAGUUAAAAAGAUGUUUGGUGGCUGGGACCCUAUAUUUGCUGUUGAUGAAGUAAGUUGCUGUUCUGAGCAUUGUUUGUGGCUAUAGAGUGGCGUUUUGGUUGAGGUUUGUGUGUAGCUUCUUCGACCGCUGUGUGUUGCUAUCCUGUGGUCGUUACUAAAGUUGGUGUAACUAGAGAAGCAAGCGGUCGGCAACAUUCUUCUCUCAACGGGGUGUCUAACUCGGUGUUACGGUGUGUUUGACCCUAAAUUAAUUUUAUGUCGGAAUAUCCCUUAAAACACAACAAAGUGACAUCUAGGGCUGCAACAGAUCACAAACAUUACAGUUUGGAUAACGAGUCUAGGGUCAAAGUUUGGGUCAUAUCUUAAUAAGAAAAAUCAGAGAUUUAUAACUUUACUCAUCACCGAACAUUGGCUGCUAUCGAAAUGCAUCUCUGUGCAUCCCAGUAGCAGGGCUCAAAUAUCAUUAUUCUACAAAACCUUGAGAGCUAUUUCAACAUGUCAGUGCCAUAGAAAGGGGAAAAUACACACUUAACAAAGCAGUUAAAUCACGUGCAACGAAUCAGGAAUCAACUCAACUUGAAGUCUCUUGCUGUGUGGUUGUGGAUCAUGUUAAGUGUUGGUGUUCUCACGUCACAGUGUCAGGAACAUUCUCGCCGAGCAGCAACCCCUGGUCCCCAGAAAUGAAGCCGAUGCACAAGCGAGGCUGGCACUAAAAACCACAUGCUCUCUCAGCCAAGAAGAGCAGUUCUAAGACCAAAAAACUGAACACAGACAUGUUGAAGUUGUUAAGCUUACAAGAUCGACAAAAUAGGCGCAGCUGAUUUGAUUGACAGGUGUGCACACUGUAGCCAUUUGCAAGACGACUAAAGACCCGCUUCUGGUAGGUUGAGUCAGAAUUUCCAAUAUGGCAUCCACCGCCAACAGGCUUUAAAACUCCACUUCAAAAACAGAUGAGUUACAUUACUGACGCUUUUCCAGUUUUUAUACAGUUUAGUUCCCACUUGAGAUUAUCUGGACUUGAUCCUUAAAUGCUCUGAGGGGGCAAGCGGGAAAUACUGUACACACAUACAGCUCACCUGGAUGAUUUUGAGUGACUCUCAGGAACUUUGUGUGUCUUAAAGGGGCUUUGGUGCCCCUGUUUUCCUGUUCUGCUCAUAUUUUUGGUGCGUAACGACUAUUAUCACUCUCACCCUGGUUAUUGCACUAAUAGUGAUGCUUUGUCUGUGACCAGUGGUUCAAAGAAAGAGAAAACCAACACUGUUUAUAAUGUAUGUUUAUAGAUCAGUACAAAGUGAAGCAGUCUGUCUCAUUAUAAAUGUCUGCGUGGUGUAUUAGGAGAUCUUCUUCAUGCUGACUGAGCAGGCAUCACUUUGCUGCUACGGGGGUUUUCUUAAAGGGCUCAUAUUGAUGACCGCCCCUCUCGGUGCAGCAAAAUUCAAUUAUUCUCCUUGGAUUCAAUUAUUUUGCCAACUUUUAAAUUGGAGCGGCAUUGCACUGGUUGUGGCAACAUGUAAAUCUUAAAAGAUUCACUUUGUACAGAUUUAAAAAUAUGUGAAGUACUUGUAAAGAUGUUAAAGUUUUUUUGGGGCAGUUGACUCUGCAGUAGUCUGCUCACAGUUUUUAAUGGACUAAUUCUCGCCUUAAUCACCUCAGUUUGGAUAGACCGAAUGAAACAUCAGUAUCUCAAGGGAGUCAACCACUUAUCUUUGAAAAGGUGUUAUGAAGCCUCACCCUCGAUUUCACUUUAUUAGACAUACUGGUUAUGAUCAUCAUCUGUGCAGCUUAUCCACCUGGGUGUUAAGUUGGCCAUGCCCCUAAAUGUCCUUAGUAAGGUUUAUUGUAAUCAAAGUGGGAGAGUUGCGUACCCUGAAUGGUUUUUACAAAUUAAAAAAUGAAGUACAAAGAUAUUAACCAGGCUGUAAAAGCAUUCAUUCGUGCCAUUGAAAGUAAUGUAAAAAAAAAAGGGAAUGGUUAGUGACGUCUGAGGCAGAUUCUAGUUAGAAACACUGUCUUGCUCACCCCUCCUUUAGGUGACAUGACAGUGACCAGAAGCUCCUAUGUGAUCCUCUGUUAGUCAAGUUUUCACCAUCAAGAAUAUCUUAACAAUACAAAUGAUUUUUUUUGCACUACAACAGUCUCCCACUUCUUUAUCUUUAAACUGUGGCCACUCACUGCUGCUUUUGUGGUACAGCAGCUGCAUCUUGAGAUAACAAAAAUGAAACAAGUUUUGCAUUCAGGUGCACAAAUUUACACACACAUAUGAAUAUUAUUAUCAACCAGUUCUGAGAACAUGGGCUACAUUUAGAUUUAGGCAAAAAAUUAAGGUUAGGGGGGCCAAUAGCAGCCUGUACUGUCCUGAGCCACCCCUCUGGACUCCUCCUUACAUUUUUCUUUGUGAUUUAAAGUUUUGUGAAAGAAUGAUCUUUAAAAGUUCUCCUGUCCAUGCUCUCUACAAGUUUUCUGGCAUCUCUCUUGGUGCCACUGUGUCUAUAACUAUUUACUUAAGUUGUCCGUCACUAUUCAGUAUUCAACACCUUCAGCUCCUUCUUGUUGUUUGCAAACUGUGUCAGAACAAGUGAAUGGAAAGGAAACACCAGCAGCAGUCAGUGGAGACCGUGUUGACCUGCAAAUCACUGCUUUACAUAAUACAGCUUAAGGGUCUGUGUAUGAGCAGCUUUUGUGGACUACUUGGUUAGGCUUUGUCUCGCUUAUCAACUCCUGACAGCUCCUGACCUCCCAGAGGUGCUUAUUAAUCAUGUAUGUUGUCUGUGAUGUUGCAGGGCCUGAUGGGGACGACUGCAGCAAGAAUGGCAAAAAGGUUGCAGAGGCCAUGUCACUCAGUAAGGAGGGUAAGUCUGCACACUGUCAUUUAAACGCAGGAGUCAAGUAUAUAUUGCUGUUUAUGACACUUAAAAACCAGUAAGGGGACACACUCGUAAUCCUACAUGUUGGCUCCUGCUGAAGACUUCUUUGGUCUCUAACAGGGUCCAGUAAACCAAAGCACUCACCUGCUAAGACCAGGGCUAGCAUUAAGGCUGGGUGGCGUGUUGCUUAGACACCUUUGGCACCUGGCUUAGUGGUGUGAAGCAGCAGCUGUCAGCCAGACGCUCUCCCCUUUUGUGUUUGUGUGUCAGUCAUGUGUGGCGGCAUGUGUUGUCGUAUGAGGCUGCUCAGUCAUGAUUCAUCAAUGUCUAUCAUGUUGGAAAGGAUGCAAAAGAGAAAUGAAAACAGAAUCUGUGGGGGUCCACGUGUUUUCUUUGAUUUCAGGCUUUCUCUUUUUGCAUUUCCUCACAGAGUCCCCUCUGCAUAGAAACGACAAAGAGGGGAUGUUGGGUCAGUGGUGCCCGAUCUCUGAUAUCUGUAGGGGUCAUGCUGUUAAAUUGCGUCACCCCCUUUCUCAUUUGGUUCAAUACAAAAAAUAAAAAUCCCCUACACUGAUAGGCAUUGAUUGAAUGAGUUGUUUAAACAUAUAUCUACAUAUUAAUGGAUUAACAUGUAUCAUUGACAUCCUUAAAAAAAAGAUCAUUAUUGUGGCAUCAACAAGCUGCAGGAACUGCUACUGCAAUGCUUGUGAAGCACAACUCUUCUUUAACACUAGAAAGUUCUGCACUGUCAUCCUGAAGCACCAGGAGUUUUGGGAAAGUUUUUUAAAAAAGCGCAUAUCCCUGCUGUCGACUUAAAGGGAUAUUCCGGUGUAAAAUGAAUUUAGGGUCAAAUACACCGUAACACAAGGUUAGACACCCCCUCAAGAGAUGAAUGGUGCUGAAUGCUUGCUGCUCUAGUACCAACUUCAGCAACGACUGCACAAUAGCAAUACACAGAGCCACGCGCUCAACCAAAAAGCCACUCUAUAGCCACAAAUAAUGCUCAGAACAGCACCUAACUUCAUCAACAGUACAGUCCCAGCCAUAGCACUAGCCACCAAACAUCUUUUCAGCUUUGACUGGUUUCUUUAGCAAAGAGAGCAAACACAACUCACCCACUCUCUUCCAGCAGCUGCUUGUUUUUGGAGGAGCCUUAACAGGUUGAUCACCGAGUGCAGCGGAGUUUCGCAGCUCAAGGAAGAACAUUUAUGAUCAUUACUUAAUGGAAAUGCAAUCAGACCGAGACAGUGAGGCAGAAUAACUACUGCGGUGCAAAAUGAUUAUUAUGAUAGUUAUUACUUCAUAGAAAUGAUCCGCUGCACUCGGUGAUCGACUCAUCAGGGCUCCCCCAACAAACAAACGGCUGCUGGAAGAGAGUAGGUGAGUUGUGUUUAUGUGUUUAGUCUCAUUGCGAAAGAAAUCAGCCAAAGCUAAAAAGAUGUUUGGUGGCUAGUGCUAUGGCUGGGACCCUAUAUGUGCUGUUGAUGAAGUUAGGUGUAAUAAUCUGCAUCCUCUCAGCCACCUUUGCAUGCAAAUAAUAUUAAAAUCUCUGUAUUUGUGUUGAGAGUGAGUGAGCCAGGACUCAGCUAACGUGUGACUCGUUUAAUGCACUAGAACUGCUUGUUAGUGGACUCAGAGCCUGAUAAUGGUUAAUGUUUGUUUGAAAAAUACAGGUAGUUCAGGUACUGACUGAGCCUAUGCUACAUCUCAAAUGAUCAAAUUGGGCACUUGGAGUACUUUUAGUGGCAGUAAGUGGAUCCAGAACCAGCUCCCUGGAGAGGCUUUUGAGCCAUGCUGAGUCUGAAUGAUGUCAUAAACCCAGACAUUAAAAGCUUCUGGUUUCUGAUGCAUCUAAAUAAGCCCUUAUUUGUGGGUUGUGACUGACAAAGGCAACGAGAUCAAAUGAUCCUGUGGUCAAACUCCUUUGAGUAAUGCUAAGUAAAAUUAGCCUCAGUUUUGGUCUGGAUACAGCUGAAGGGGACAAGUGGAUACAAACCAUGCCACUUUGUAUAGUGUGUAUAGUUUAUACUUCUCCUUUAAUUUGUCGUUUUUCUAAAUCUGUGGACUCACAAAUAAGCCAUGGACUGAUAUAUCUUUGGAGUACAAAAGAGGAGGAGACCCAUUAAGACAUUGUGAGAGUGUCAAGACCAUCAGUUAUGAAUCAGCAAACCUGGUGACCAGUGAUCACGCUUACUCUUGUUAAAAAUGUUUCAUGCCUGUAUUUUUUUAACCUAAAUGACUUCAGGUUUCCCCAGUUUGAUAGAAGAUGAAUUUAGUAAUAUUUUCUACCUGUGUUUUGGUAUCGAACCAUAACUCUUUGAACGACUAAAUAUCAACCCUACCUGUCCCACUUCAUCCCUGUUUUCUCACUCUUUUCCUCUUCCUCCUUAGACAUGUCCAUCUUUGGGCUCUACCCCGGCCAUGAUGACUUCUACCUGGUGGUGUGCAGCCACUGUGGCCAAGUAGUGAAGCCACAGGCGUUUGAAAAGCACUGCGAACGGAGACAUGGCCCCCUGGCCAAACUGUACGCCAGACUGCGCUCACCCACCCCUGCACCCCAGCCCCAGCAGAGACCCCACCACAGCCACUCUCCUUCACACGGGACCAACGCUGCUUCUGCUUCUUCUUCUGCGUCUUCUUCCUGGGAAGGUCGUGGACAGGGUGUGGGACAGCUACGAGCAGCUCCACCUUCGCCUUCUACACCACCUCAGUACAGACACUCAAAGAACUCCAAAGAUGGAGUACGGUAAGAAAAGGCGGGGUUCUUGAGCCCUUUUGGCACACUUGAAUCCACCCUAGAGAGGAAGUAUCGUUUCUCAAGCACAGACAGCAUCGGCUUGUAUAAAAUAAGAUCAAUGUUAACUGCAGUGAGCUGGAUGUCUUGCUAGUAUUUGGUCCUGAUCUCCCCGUGCUUUCAUCCCAGAAUUCAUGGUCCAAGCCAGAGCCCCCUGAAUAGUGCUGGUCCAGUUUUUGCUAGGGAUGUGACAGUGUCAACAGAUCUGACUGAAGUCCCACAUUCAGAGCAAUCUAAAUCAAUGAGAUGAAAAUGACUGCCAAUACCUUUUUUAACAGCAGAGGGCACUAUCUGCACUUGACUUCUCAUGGCAUCAUAAUGUCUCUAAAGUUAUGAGCAAAAUACUAAAAGUACAGAUAUGAUCGCAGCAAAAUGCCUGAUCUGUGGAGGUUGGAGUGUCAGCAUUUACAGUGCAUUGACGAUAACUGGAGGGCACAUCUUUCCCACGUUUUUAGAUUGCGAUCAAAGAUUGAUUAACUUGUGAAAAUAACUUACUCUCUCACUUUACUCCUAAAGUAAGUGUGUCUCCACACCUGCUCUCCGGUUAUCAGAAAGGAGAGAUCUUUACGAAAUGCAAUUUAUAGACUUGCUAACUUUUUGAAACAAGUAAAAAAAAGGGCAAAUACAGCAACAAUAACAAAAACAGUCAAAAGAAAGGAGGAGACAAACUGUCGCCUGUAAAACAAAAGUGAAUGACCAUUUAAUCCUGAUUCUAAAGUCUACUCUUGAGUUGAAGGUCAGAGACAGACAGAGUCCUUAAAACACUGAACAAAAUUACUCAGACAUAAUUUGAACUAAAUGAAAGCCUCCACUUAAGGGUUUGGUUAAAUAUUAUACUUUUUUUUUGUUCCUGUUGGCUGUUCUUUCAGCUGUUUCCUUUUACUCCCGUAACUUUAUGACCUGACCAAUGUAUUAUGGAGACCUUUCAAAAUAAAAGCAGGUCAACCGUCAAAACAAGAAGUAAAGUAAUGCUGGGAUACAGUGAUAAAAAAGCUGAACACAGUCAUCACAAAUAACACUGUUUGAAGAAAUCUCUUAUCUGAGGCUGGACAGUACACAAGGUUGCUUAAAAUGUUAUUUAAAACCUUUAUUAAAACUCAUGACAGAAUUGAGCAGUGAACUGGAUUGCAGUGUAAGUUGAGGGGAUUUUUACAGCCCCUUUAUUUUGUCUGAUAAAUGUGGCCACCAUUGGUCCUCCUGGGUCAGCUUAGUUCACUUUGAGGUGCCGUCUCUUCCGCUCACCUUGCCCCAGUCCUCAUUCAACAGCUGCUCUGUGCGGGGAUGCACUUUGGGUUUAAAAACCUCCCACAUCCUCUUUACCCAAAUAUCUCCACUAUCAGUCUUUACACCAUCACUCGUGGGGUGCUUCAAGCCCCCAAAUCAGAAACAAAAUAAGCCAACUUGCAGAAAGCAGCAAACAUCAGUCUGUAGCUUAAUAUGAAAAUAAGAGUGUUUAGACCGAGAAGUAAAAGACAAAAUGAACAUAUCUGAUUUAUUUGAUCAGAACUUUUUAGAAAAGUUUAAAGAUUUGUUUUGUACAGUUAUUACUGAGGCUCUGUUCAGGUUCAUGCUCAGGUUUUGAGAAGAGCUGUCUUAAACUCAACCCUGUGCCUACUUUGAGUUGUGACCUGCAGGUUUCAGUGAAGCUGUGCAAGUUUAAAGAAAAAUUUGAGUAUUCAUCCAAAAAGUGUGGCUAAUUAAAACUGCCCAUGAUUUGAGCAGGAAUUUAUUUAAUAUUGAAAUAGACCUUUAACACAAAAGUCAGGUCCUGUUGGAUAAAAUUGUGGACAUCACCAGCACUGCAGGCUGUCCCAGCUUAGGUUAUUGUGCAUGUUCAGGAGGGCUUGUUUUAAUGUGACAGAGACAUGGCUCAACUUUAUUGAUGUAGACUCAAACUGUGGCACAUUUUGGAUGAAACUGCAUUUCACUUUUCGAGAUAAGUGGAUCAGUGUCACUCCUGUGUCUGUCUGCAGCUUUAUGAGCCUGUUGGUUUGGCUGUCAUCUAUCAUAAGUGACAAACUCUGUUCACAGACAUCUCUAAAACUCACUUCUUUACUCAUAUUCUUUUGUUCAUCUGCAGAAAACCAAAGUAUAAAAACAACACUUGCCACUUAAGGGGAUUAUAUGCUGGAUUGUAGCAGAUUCCUGACCUCUUGUCUGCAUCAUUAGGUUUCCAGUGCAGCUGAGACAAAAUCCAGAAAGAAUCCCAUGUUUGUUAUCUUUUUAAAAAAAGUUAUUAAAGAAAGCUUCGACAUCAGUGAGAAGAUAGCUGAGAAAGCUACAGUUUUUAUAACAUUUCUGUCAGCGUCAUGUCACUGUUCGACGCUAGUUAGAAUAUCAAAACACUCCUUAAAAGAUCAUGCCCACACCUAAACUGAAUGUCAAAACCGAUAUGAAUUAAAAAUAAAUGAAUAGAUAUCAGGUGACAGGUGACCAAAACUUUAAUCUCUUGUGAGGGUUUUUAUGUUUAUUCUACCAAAUAUAAUUUAUAUGAAUACAUUGAGCAAACAAGACCAUCAGUGACAACACUGAAAAUUUUGACCCGAGAGACCGAUAUAUGGCGUCUUAAAAGCAUCAGUCUGCGCUCAUGGGACUAGUAAGAAAAUGAAUAAAUAAUGUCUGCAGACACUGCCGGCAGCCUCGUCAGUAUCUCCUACAGUCACUUGAUGGAUGUACAUGAGCAGGCUGUGCAAAGAGUAUAUGUAUAGGUAUAAUUUUUUUCUAUAAGUGUGCUUGUGAUUAAGCCUGUCAACAAACAUUUUAUGAUAUUUGGUGAAAAUUUUAAUUUGGUCAGCCAGGCAGCCAAAGAAACAGCUCUGUUCUUAGUGCACUUUGUUCAAAAUAUAUGAAAAACAACGCCUCAUCAUAUCAGACUUAAAUGAACUGAUUCUAAAAAAAAAAAAAAAAAUGAGUAAAAGUUCAGAGGUUAAUAUUCUGCAUAAUGAUUGAAAAAAAAAACUGCAUCUGAGAAGUCAUUUAAAAAUGAUCUGACCCGUAUCACUUCGCAAGGCAACAAAGUUCAGUUUUGUACUUUUUCUUCCCUCACUCAGACAUUCCCCACUGGAGAAAUCCUCCCACAGCAGCCACGCAGAGUCAUCAGUAUUCAAGCAGCCUCCACCUCUGGAGCCUCCCAUGAACUCUCCACCUCCGUCACUCAGAGAUCCGCCCUGGCCGCACGGAGGAACCCCGCCAGGUCGACCAUCGCCCGGUGAGCGACCCCCAUCGCAGAGCCAGAGGAAAGACUCUUCUCUGGUCUCUGCAGUGCCACCGGGCCACCGGAUCCCCAGACCCUACAACAAAGUGGCCUCCAGUGAGUACAAAUGCAAAAUACACACACCUUCAUGUGCUUCAAACCAUGUGAUCGAGGAAAAACGUCUAUUAGUCUGGGUUUGCUUUGUUUUUAUCAAGUAGACACAACCCUGCCUUUAUUUGAGGACAGGCAUCUUUGUGAUACUGGCUCUAAAUUUUUUUUAAAACAAAACUUUCAUGUGGCACAGGGAGAAAAAUGUUGCUUUAAAACCUCUUUGAGUUUGUGCUUUUUGUCUGAGUUCGUAAUCGGUUAAUAUCAGUAACAAGUUUAAGUGCUGUGUGGAUGUACAGGCCCAUAAAGCUGUCUAAAUGUUUCAAUAUCAUCAUUGUGUUAUGAAAAAUGCAUCUCAUGUCAAGUUGGCCUGGCGUGAUAGAUUCACCUGCGUUCCCCUCUUUAAAGUCACUGAGUGCAGAAAAGUCUAACUCAGGGGUGGGCAAUCAUGUGCCAUGGCGGGCCGAGAGGCUGCAGGUUUUCUUUCCAACCUAAAACUCCACCAGGUGAUUUCACUGAUUACCUCACCUCCAAGCAGAGAGCAGGGACUAAUUAGUGAAAUCACCUGGUGGAGUUUUGGGUUGGAAAGAAAACCUGCAGCCUCUCAGCCCUCCAUGGCACAUGAUUGCCCACCCCUGGUCUAAGUCAUCCCCUCUGUCACUAAAGUUUUGGCCUUCACACUCAUCGUCUUAUAGGAGGUUCUAGCCAUAGACUGUAUAUAGAAUGGACACCAUCUGCCUCCUUGCUAGCCUGGCUGGGCCUUCCUGUUGCGUGAAUCACUUGCCGUUCCUUCCCACAACAGUCUGGACUUCGGCCCAUUGGGAGCGUGUAUUAGCGAUCAGAAAAUAACCGGGCCAAUCAGAGACUGUGUUUCCACUGUUCCCCGGACAACAGGGAAAGGCAGCCCCCGAUUGGUCCAUGUGUAGAUGGUGACGUCUAACACAUGCUGCGGGACUUUUCAAAGCCGUUCAUUCAGAACGCCGUUAAUUCUGCAGUUGACUCUGCAAAGUCGGCAGAAAUCGUUUAGAUCCGCAGAAGAUGUCGGGAUAUAAACGAUCACCUUCUCGCUGCAGUCGAUUAAGCUGUUGAUGCCAUUGGCUCCAGCAAGUUUGACUUUUUUUAACAGUCUUUUUUUUUAACUCCCUUUUAAGAUUUGAUGCUUAAACUUGACUAUCUGACAGCGUUUAGGUUUCACUGUUCUCUCUGUGACGCUUCACAUUUAAAGGAAGUAAAAGAAGGCGCCUAACCUCAUAGAGCAUGAGACAGAAAGUUCAUGUGAACAGGCGUCUAACUGAGACUGGCAUUUGUUUGUUAAGACAUACCGCCAAGUCCAGUUUGUCCAUCAGAAUCAGCUUUCAUUGGGAUUGGCUGUUUGUUGGAGUUUCAGGGUCUGAAAAAGUAAAAGAUUGCAGGAACACACAGACCUUCUCUUCUUGACUCCAUGAAUACUUAACCCUUUCCAGGAAUCACAGGGUUGAUUUUGUCCUACUUGUGUAUACCUGGGAGUCUCGUGCAGCUCAGACUGAGGUUAACAUCCACAGCACAUGACAGGUUUUGUUUGCUUUGAUCGCAUGUUUACAUUUGAGAUCACACGUCGAAAUGAGCUCAGACUGACGGCGACACAGGGGAGCCUGUUGGAGAAAAUACUGACUCCAGACCGUCGUUUGAACAUUUCAUAUAUGAACUUGUCAACUUUUCGAGCAGUAAACACUGUGUAGUGUUUUCUGAUAUUACAAGGCAGGAUUAAAAAACCCUUAAGACUUGAUGGCAUCAACAUUUUUCUCUCUCAGUAGUCAACAAAUCAAAGGAUGGAUCAGCUGUUCAAACAUGACCCAUCAGAAGUAGUUUGGAUGUGUUUUAGGACACAAAAAGUGAAUUAGAUGUAUUUUAUCUGGUGCUUUGUUUUUCAUCUCUGCUGAAACCUUCUGUGUCCACCCACAAACUCGUCUUAUUCAAGUAUGAUGAUGAUGUCUGCUUGUUUUUCAGGCAGUGUUUUUAUCUGUCUGGACGCUCUGAAGCAUUUUCUUCUUUCUCGAUUUGUACGUCUUGUAUUCCUUUCCUUGCCUCUCCUCCUCCUCCUCCUCCUCCACCUCUUUCACGAAUCAGUCCCUUCAACCUAAGAUGAGAGCAGAGGAGGCAAGGAAGAGACACGAGAAAGAGGAAUGGAAGCAACAGGCGUUUAACAAAGUGUGACAUCUGUGCCGUGGAGCUGUCAUUUUAGACCAAAGCCAAUUAGUUCUGAAAUGUGGCACAGCAGCUCUGUCGCCCCAUUGUUUUGUCGUGGCUCACUGUUUUAUUCUAUGAUCCGUCAGAUGAGCACAACAGUGUUCAUAACAAUAAAUAUCAUACGGCUUUACAAAUUACAGGAGGAAGCCUAGUUAAAAUGUUUCAACAAAGACACGAGACAGAAACGUAUCCUGUUAUAUAAACAUUCAACUUUUAUCACAAGUAAGCGUGCCAUUGUAAAACUGUGUUCCUGUAAUAUUAGUAACAAGUCUAUCGGUAAUACACAGUAUGUGAGAACAAUUGUAUACAAAAAGCUGCAAUUUACAUAUGCCUGAGUGUGUGUCUCUAAGCAUUAUAACCUCUAAUCUGAUUGGUUGGAGUGUGUUCGGUCAGGCUACUAGGGAUGGGCGAUAUGGGCUAGAAAAAUUUAUCACAAUGGGAUUUGCCAUUCUGGCGAUAACGAUAAAAUAUCUGAUAAAAAACAUUAUAAUUACAUUUUAUAUUUUUGACUCAUUUUGAUUCGAUAACACCAGUUGGAAUAGUCAAAUAAGAUAAAUGACCACAAGUUUGAGUGGUAGGUUAUGGAGAAAACUAAUGACAUCAAACAAGUCUGAGAUGUGAAAACAUUUUCAACCUUAGUUGAAAACCCCAACCUUGAAGGAAAUCCCUCAUGUGGAGCCUCGUUCAGUAACGGGCUGCUCAGAAACGUCUUCUUCAUUACCUUCGGCCAUGUUUGUUUGUUAUUCUGAUCUGUGUGGGCUAUGGCUGUGAGUCCGUCGCUCGCGCUUAUGUUAACAACUCGCAUCUAUCGUAUUUAUCAUGAGAUGGCAAAUAUUUAUCAUGGAGGAUUUUUCUGACGAUAUAUCGUGAACAAUCAUUUAUCGCCCAUGCCUAUCUGCUAUUCCGACUGAUUACGAUUGUGUGCACACAGCAUAUUUGUUUACUUGCUUUACUAAACAGCCCAGGUAAAGAGAGACGACAAAAGAGUCUCAGAGGUCAUUUACACCUGGUUUCAACAUUACAUAGACGUUGACAGCUCUGCGUGCAAGUGCUCACACUUUACAUUUACAUGCAUCUCACGAGUCCCUACUGAGCACUCUGUUUAUAUCAGCUCUACAGCAUUUCUAUUUUUGUAUUCAAAAAUUGAUAUUUGUGCAUUUAAAUCAAGGAAUAUGUAUUUCAAAACAACCAAUCUCUGCAUAAUUCUUGUUAGCUAUGACUAAUGAUACUAUUAUAUACUAUUAUAAUUGAAUUUCUUUUCAGGGGUAAAUAAAGUUCUUCCUAUCCUUAUUAAUUACUGUAUAUCACAGUAACUGAUUGCAUUUUGGCCACUAUAAUCGCACAAUUAUAUUAUCUUGCCACACUAAAAAAAAAGAAAAGUACCGAUGAAAAACUUUCAUAGGUGUGAUUUUCUGUUUGUCUUUCACUUUGCAGUUCUCUAUAUAUCACAGAAAGAAAAGAUGUAGUAGGCUCAGUUUCAGUCAACCUGCAGCAGCUCUCACUCAGAAUCCAGCAUCAUUUAUUCUCAUCAUAGUGGUUGUAUAAGCUUCCAGGAGGAAAACCCAGCAGACUUGAAUCUUGCAGGGAGUUCUUAAAACGCACAUUGGUCAAAAGCAGAGCUGAAGCACUUGACAGCCUCUGUAGAUCUGAGUGUUUUGAAGUAAAGGCAUAUCUUGGCUGAUGGACGCCUGAAAAUCUUGGCUGUAUUACAGAGAAGAGUACAGCACAUGCAGCAGGUUGCUUUUAAAUCAAAUUCCUGUGAAAAUGUACAGAGUAUGUUCAAUUCUUCUGAGCCGUCUUCGUAAAUAAAGUGGCCUUGUGGCUCAGAGAUGUCCACAUCUUCAGAGUCUUUGUUGCCCGUGUGAAGCCAAAUGAUGAGAUUCUGUGUGUGUGUCUCCUCAGAGAGGGAGUGUGACUUGGACAAACACUGCGGCGUCCUUGACCCGGACAGGAAGAAGGUCUGCACUCGCCUCCUGACAUGCAAUGUAAGCUCCAAACAAUCACACACACUCCCACUCACACACACACUGCUUUUCCUACCUCAGUGUCACAUGACUCUGUGAUAUUUCUCUCAUCUCUCUCUUUUCUGUGUGAAGAGAAAGGUUUAGAGUCUUGAGGUAUUUCUUGAUCUACCAGGUAAAAAUCUGAGCCGAUGCAUAUACUGGGAGGUUGUGGUCCCUUCACUGCUCGGAUAACUCCAAACAGAUCUAAAUGACAAUGUGCCUCAAUCAGCAGACAACAAAAAGAGACCAUUUGAUGGAUAGCUUUCUUUAGUUGACGUUACUUAUAAAGAAUCCUGGUCAGUUCAGCCCCUUAAUUGGGAAACUGUCUGGAGCACUGGUGCAAAAACAAGACGGGGUCUACUCUAUCAAGCAGUUUUUCCCAUUUUAACAUCGCCCAGCUCAAACAGGUCCAUCCAUGAGGAUGAGAUCCCAGCCUACACAUCUGCACCUUCAGGUAACUUGGGACCUCUCCAGUUCACACAGAAGUGUCUCCCCUCCCUCUUUCAGUCUGUUGAGUCUUGUUCUUAUGAAAGAGGAUAAGGGCCACAAGAAGAAAAAAAAAAUUAUUACAGGAGGGAGAUUUUUUUUAAUUUCCAUUUUAGGAUUAAAGUCGAAAUUUAAAAAAUUUGAGAUUAAAGAAAUUUUGAAUAAAGUUGAUAUUUCGACUUAAAUCCUUAAAUUUCAAUUUUUUAAUCUCAAAAUUUCGACUUUAUGACAUUUUGUGAUCUCAAAAUUUCGACUUUAAUCUUGAAAUUUCAAAUUUUAAUCUCAAAAUUUUGACUUAAAUCUCCUUCAUGUUAUUAUUUUUUUCUCUUCAUGUGACCCCAGCCCUGUUUUUUAUGUUCUUCCCCCCAAUAACUUUGGUUCACAGAGAUUUCCUUCUGUGCCCAAAUUAAACAUCAAGCCACCAUCUUUGUCAGAAGAAUCAUUGAUGUAUUAGACUGGCUGAAUUUUGUCUCCUUUUAAAUAGAGUUUUGCUUCUUAAAACAAUGUGAAAACAAACGGGCUCUGGCAGCCAUAUAACUGUUUGGGUCAGGGGUUUGUUAAAUUAGCCAAACGAUAUUAGUAGAGAUGACCCCAGAUCACCUGACUUCCAGUUGUCCAGCUGCUUUUUCUACAGAAGGACAUCCUCUGUAAUUUAUACAUGUACUAUGAACAAGUACCUCAUACAGCCACGCUUCAAAGAAACUGAACUAUCCCUGCAGAGCUGUGAGUUUUCAGAGGCAUGGCUGACUGGCAGACUAGCUGGCUAGACCCGCCUCAACUCUCCCUAUUUGCCUCCAGCUGGCUCAGUCGAUACAGUGAGGUUAAAUCAAGCGACAACCUCUGGUCUUGAGAAGUGAACAUACUUAGCCAAAUGAGACGUUUUUUGAGUCAAAACGAAACAUGUACGACCUGGGUCAUAAACGGUUCAGGUCUGAGAGGGGCAGAAUUCCCACAGCACUCACAGUACAAGGAGUGAAUAUUUUUCUAACACGUCAGGGUUACAAGCUCGGCCAAUCAGAGGCCCGGCUAACUUGACUGCCAGUUGGGCACACUAGAGCCUUUUACGAGGCGGCUGAAGCUAGGUCCCCUGAGAGUUCGAUUGAGCGCCGCUGACAGAAUUCAAAACAGUGCUUCAGGAACAAAUGAGUGACAUCAACACUAUGUCAAAUUAUUACUGUCUGUGGCUUAAACCAGCAUUUCCAAUAUGACUAUCUCAGUCGCUGUCUGCUGAUCUGUUUCAAGUAGGCCUCUGUUGAGGGUAGACACUUGGUGUAACACAGAUGCUUCACUCUGGUUUACUUCAGUAGUAUGAACUCAGAACAGAAGCAGAUUUUUAUGUGAUCCUCCUCCAUGUUUGUUAUUCGAACAUGUGCUCAGGUGUUGAUUAAAUACUCCACAUCCAGUGUUUUUAAAAGUCGCAGUGAAGGUUGUUAUAAGUCAGUUAAAGUUCAUGUGUAAUCAAAGGAGAUGCACUGAUGCACUCUGUCUGAUACAGAGAGCUGAAAUGGCUCCCAGCACAGCAGCAGUCCUUAUAUGGAGGCUGCUGUGUGAAGGGGGAAGUGAGUGUGAGAGGCCACAUCCAGCCGAGCACAGACAGGAUGACCUGAUUAACAGGAAAUGACAGUACUGACGGGAAAAACAAGCAGGAAAACAGCCUGCUUUUUUACACCUGGACUGGAGGUGAACACACUCAAAGUGGGCGGCUGUGUUUUCUCCUCCACCUGCUCCCAUGAAAGAUGAAUGCUAUCAAGUAAUGCUUAUUAUACCAACUGAAACUGGAAAUGUGUUUAUCAGGCACAUUGAUGUAGAACUUCAGUGGCUGUACCAUCGUGUCGUCUUCAUAAAGCCGUCUGGAAAGUGUUGCAGAUAGUCAUUCAUUAUUCAAACUCUGAAUGGACUAGUUCUCUGAAGCUGUUUUUACACAUCCACCAAACUCUUCAAGGACUUGAAGAGGACCCCAACUUUGCCAGCUUCUAGGGAAAAAUCCCGCAUUAAGUCAGGCUAAGCUGAUGUGAGACCAAAUAGGAAAUAAUACUGUGGAAUAUUUACCUUAAGCAAGCAGGUAGGCAGGGAUGUUGACAAUACCACUGUGACAGUCUGCAGCCGUUUACUUGAAACUGAAACUGACACCCAUUUUGUGUCCUCCUUUACAGAUCCACUCAAUUCACCAGCGUAGGAAGGUGUUGGGCCGCAGCAAAAACUUUGACCAGCUCGUGGCUGAACUCAAGACCAAGGUUCGUGAGAAAGGGGCCCAAUCUCUGGAGGGAGGCUCCUCCACUGGACGCUCUCCCAGCCCCGAGGCCCCCAGAGAGCAAGCUGGGGCUCCACACUGCCGGAGACCUCUGGCCAGCCUCCCUGCUUUCAGGUUAGUGAGCUUUACACAAACAUACAGGUACAUCUGAGGGAAUUAGAUCACUAUAAUAACCUUCAUUUAAAAAACAAUAAAGUUUCAUAUAUUGUUAAAUUCUUGGCAUGUUAUAUGAAAUAUUUCAGACCUCUAUUUUUUAAAUUGAGAUGUUUUUAAGAGUAUUUCCUGAGAUCAAUCAAAAAUCAGUAAUCCAGAGCUUUGGGCUCCUUAACCAGGAAUGACUUCAUCUGGCAUUGCAUGCAGAUGAUCAUCCUUUUACACUGCACGUGUUUCUCAAGCCUAGGUUGCUUUUAUAGCAGUCUCAAACCGGUCUGUAUUUUUGGGUCAGGUGUUCCUCAUCUUCUUGAUACAGUAGCAUUCUCGUCAGCAAACCACUCAGUAGUAGAUCUGGCGCUGUGGGCAGGUGCUAAAUCCUGCUGGAAAAGGACAUUGGCACUGCUGUAAAGAUUAUCAGCAGACUGAAGCAUGAAGAGCUCCAAAAUCGCCUGCUAAAUCAGCUCUGUAGACUUUUGACUUGCCAAACAGAACACAGUAGACCAACAGCAGCAGAUGACGUGACAUCCUGAACCAUCAAGGACUCUAAAGACAUCAUACUGGACGUCAAACACCCUCAAUUCUGGGCCUCUCUGAUCUUCCACCUGAUUCUAGGAAAAAAACAGACCUUAGACCAGUUCUCUUUCUUCUUAGCCCAGGUGAGACUCUUAUGUCUCUCUCUUGAUAUCAGGAGUAAGUGCUCAUAGCCUCUUUCCUCAAGAUGUCUGUGUGUAGAGGCUUCUGAUGCCCAAACUCCAGCUUCACCCAGUCCUUGUGAAUGUCUUGAAUCUCUUUUUUGACCAUCUACUCAAGGCUGUAUUCAACUCUGUUGCUCGAGCACCUCUUUCAACCACUCUUUUCACUUCCAGUCAUCUCACUGCUAAAACUCCUCGAGGCAGCACUCUGUGAACAGCCAGUCUUUUCAGCAGCGACCUUCUGUGGUUUGCCCUCCUCUUGCUGAUAAUCAUCUCCUGCACAGUUAACAAGUCAGCAGUUUUUCCUGUGAUUGUAAUUUCAUGUUUUGAUAUUCACAGAAUUUCUACGGGCUUAAUAGUUUAAACUCAAACUGAGGAGAUAUACUCAUAUCUGAGAUUUUUUUUAUUUUUGCAUUUUUUGUCUGUGCUUCAUUAUUAUCCCAUUAAAAAUUUUGAAAAUGCUUAAAACACUUAGUUAAAUGGAUACUCCAACUUAAAAUUAAGUUAUGGUCAAACACACUGUAACACAGAGUUAGACACCCCCUCAAGAGAUGAAUGUUGCGCACCGCUUGCUUCUCUAGUUAUACCAACUUUAGUAACAACCACAUGAUAGCAAUACACAGCGGGCUACGUCUCCAUGUGCAAACUUCAACCAAAAAAGCCACAAAUAAUGCUCAGAACAGCACCUAACUUCAUCAACAGUACAUAUACGGUCCCAGCCAUAGUGCUAGUCAUCAAACAUCUUUUUAGCUUUGCCUGGUUUUUUAGCAAAGAGACUAAACACAACUCACCCACUCUCCUCCAGCAGCCGCUUGUUUGUGGGGGAGCCCUGACGAAUCGAUCAAGUGCAGUGGAUCAUUUCCUUAAAGUUAUAAUAAUCAUUUUGCGCUGCAGACCCGGUAGUUCUUCUGCCUUAGCGUCUCGGUCUGAUUGCAUUUCCAUGAAGUAAUGAUCAUAAAUGUUCUUCCUUGAGCUGCGAAACUCCGCUGCACUCGGUGAUCGACUCAUCAGGGCUAGAACUACGUGCUGGGACCCUAUACUGUUGAUGAAGUUAGGUGCUGUUCUGAGCAUUAUUUGUGGCUAUAGAGUGGCUUUUUGGUUAAGGUUUGCGCUUAGGGAAGUAGACCACUGUGUAUUGCUAUUGUGCGGUCGUUACUAAAGUUGGUAUAACUAGAGAAGCAAGCAGUCGGCAACAUCCAUUUACUGUGAAACUUUCUUUAACAUUAAAACCUCCUAUUUUUCACAGGAACUAAAAGCAAAGAAACAAAAUAUUUAACUCUUAAGGGUUGAAGCUGAGGAAGGAUUAUGAUUCAAACAGCUCUACCUUUUACAGCCCACUCAUUUAAACACACACAGUGAGGGUUUUUAUCUAUCUUAGUGAAGUAGACACAUCGUUUGGCUUGCAGCAGUGACAAAUAAGCCUGUGAAAUCCAUGCCUGCAGAAGCAGAUGCUGCAAAUUGGUUAAAGUGAACCUUUACUUACUGUCUCCAUAAAAGUCACUUGUCAGUAUUCACAGUCUGCACUCGGCUCAUGAUUAAACCUCUGAAUUACAAAACGUUACAUAACAUAAUCACCAAAUAUAGCUACUGACAGUUUCACUCCUCUGUGGUUCUCACACAGACUCGCUCAGACUGUCUUAUACUCCUCCUGUUUUUCUUCAGAAGAUCCUAAACAUCAAUAUCUUUAGAUUAACAAUUUGUCAACACAAGGUCUACAUGAUGGGAGAAAAAUGUACAAUGUGCAGUAGCAGAAUUUAAAACUGUGGAGAGACAGUUUGAUGUGCAGUAAGUAAACAAGUGAAAUUAGUACUGAAUCUAUUGUUGGAUAGAUCCAAAUAGGAGAUGCCACAUUUUUAAUCACAAUUUUAAUCAGGACACAAAUACUUUCACUGAACACUGAGACAGAGAUUCCAAAAACUAAGAGCAGCAGGCAGGUUUCUCCUGCAUAUUCAAGUAUGUGGCGGCUGCCCCUGGCAAAUUUCAUACCGCCCCUGGUCUUCAGGGUCUCUUCAUGAUUGUUUUCAUUAAAAAAAAAUCAGUUUUUCAAGGACAGCACUCGGUGAAUUUGUUGUUUUAAAGUGCACCUCCGGCAUUGUAUGCUAAUGUGGCAGGGGUGCUGCAUCAGAGCAGUCCAGAGCACCUUAAAAGCACCCUUCCACUGCUGUCGAAAGCGAAGUAAAAGUGAGACAGUUUGACUGAUGACACAGUAGAAGCUACGCGUGAGGGGGUCUCUACAGAAUAUCUGGAAAUGAAACUAUGACAUGUGAAUGUCUGAGUGAACUUAACACCUGCAGAACAAACUCUGGUUCGAGGCGGCUGUAUCUGCUUUAACAGAGACUCAUAACUGCAGUGCAUUUGUUGCGUCUUCUUUGUGUCAGAUGGGACAGUAAAUGUAGGGAGUACAGAGUGAGGUAUGACAUGCAGCAAAGGGCUGUGCCUGACAGUCCAACCACUCCAUCCUGUCUCUGGUUGUUAACUUUAAGGAGUUGCACAGCCAAUAAUUCUGGAAUAACUUUGGUAAAAGUAAGAGAUUGUUAAGAUUUUUAUGCCUACCUGUGUGGAAGUUUUACAACAGCUGAUUUUUCUCUUUGUGUGCAGUCGGUCCACGGCUGCUUCAGAGAGCACCCCAGAGGAGGAGAAGCCACGGCAGGAGGAGGGGAGCGUCCGAGCCCCCUCACCUCUCGUCCAUGGACGUAUCUCCAGCGACGAAAGCGACGCAGAGGGAGCGGAGGAGCAUGUUGAGUUCUCGUCUUCUGCCACACAUCCCAGACCACUAGCGGUGAGUAGCUUAGACUUCAGUUUCACAUUGAGAGGCACUUAGCUUCACCUGAUCUCAAGUCGAUAAAUCAACUUUAUUUACAGUCACAUUUUAAAUGGUUAGGCUCCUCCAAUACUAGAACACAGGGUUCCUACACAGUUGGAAUUUCCAUACUUUUCCAUACCCUACUUUUUAGAAUUAUUUUUUGAAGUACUUACUUUUCUAUUUUAGAAAACAGUAUUUUUGAACUGCGGUAAUAGUCUGGAAACAUAAAUAUUUUUCCAUACUUUAUUUUUCAUUUUUCCAUAUUUGUUAAGACCUGGAAAUUGAUCAAAUUUAUUUCUAUACUUUUUCAUACUUGCACCUGCAGGACAGUCAAACAGGCACAGAGAUAAAAGAAGGACAACUUUCUCAUUUAACUUUUUCAGUUCUUCCAUCUGAUGCUCAUGAAAUAAUGUUCCUGGAUGUCUUGGCACCAGGCAAGUGAGGGAGUGUUUUAGCGUUACGCUUUUUCAAACACCAGUUUUUAAAAUUUUGAAUAAAAACCCAUUAAAGGUGGGGUAGGCAGGAUCUGAGGAAGUGCCAGUUUUUGGGAGAAAUCUUAAAUGUAAACACUACCCCUACCAACCAGUUUUCCUCUCAGCUCCUCCUCUCCCCUCAGUCUCUGCUUCAGCAAGCCCCGCCCACAAACAGACGCUCCUGCUCACUUGUAUCGUUCCAGUUAAAUUCAGAUAUAAUGCGGAUAAAUACUUCAGAUAAUUACAAAUGAGGCCCAGUCAAUGUAAAAGUAAAAAGCAUUGGUGCUACUGUAGAUGCCAACAGACUACCAGCAAACAUAAUGUUUGCAGGACUUCUACAACUAGGAUGAAGUGACAUAGUCCAGGACCUGAGGUAAACAGUUUAGUGGCGCUACAACACGCAGCAGGUCCCAUUUGACAAGAAACACUUCUGUUAUACUUGGCUUACUUUGUUAAAGGGGUUUACCUGUCCUGCAGAAAGGUUACAGGCUCUGUAAGAUUUAUGCUAUGUUGACCCGGCUUUUUAGUUCUUGCCCAGCUUUUUAAGCGCCCGUUAUUCCUCCAGAGUCUCCGGUAUUUACUUUGUUUUCUUGCUUGUGUUGGCAGUCGUGGUCAAAGGAGGAUUCAGACAAUUUUCCGAAUUUUCUGGUUGGCUUCUACUUUCCGAUAUUGUAGCACGCUAACUUUGUUUAAGCUCGUGAACGACAUGGGGGAGCAGUGUCUGCCUCACAACCAAUCAGGUUGGGGGAGGCGGGGAACGGCUUUGUUUACAGUCAGAAAGAGCGGAGCGCCUAAAAAAUGUAAAAUGUUGACUACACAGACAUAACAAAACAUAGUGAUAUGGUUAUAUUCCCAAAUGUCAUCAAUAACUAAUAGCUAUGAUAUGAAAAGCUUUUUUGUAUAAACACCACAAAAAAAAAGAUGCUUCUUUAACGGAUUCCUGCCUACCCCACCUUUAAUAAAACACCAGUACAAAUGAUCCUCCAUGCUCCCCGUGCUUUUCUGUCACAGGUGAAGAUUUUUUUAUGUCACAAACAAGAACUUUUGUUCAUCAUGAGAGCCUCAGGGUUAUGACAGUUAUGUCACACACUAUAAAGACAUUGUCUAUAGAGAUGAGAUCAGAGGAAACUUUUCCUUUUUAAAGGACUGAAAACAGCAAAUCCCAUUUGUUGAGAGCUGCUUAGUAGGCUGUGUGUCUUCCUGCAAGUUAAAACUCCAAACAAUGCAGAUACCUGUUUCAGCAGCACAGCAAGGAUCCUCCGAGAAUCUGCGGACCAAAACAAAUAGUUCUCAGUUACCAUUCAUUGCACAAAAGUGUGUCUGUGUCUGCAGAGUGUGCUUUGAAACAUUUCAUACUGUAAGUCAAACAGGUCUACAAGAAACUCUUAAUAAUCAGCAUUGAGACAGUGAAUCACCUGAUGAUUUACACAAUUACUUCACAGAUGUUAUUUACUGAUCAGCUUAUUAACUCCCUUACACCCCAGACGUGCUAAUUACCAUCUCAAUUCAAGCCAUGUUUUUACCCUUCACAUAACCACUGUUAGUGCAAGACAGAUAACCUAGUUUCAAUGUGUAGCGUGGUUACUAUAGCAACGUGAGUUUGCUCCACUGUAGAGAGGUAGGAGGAAGAAAGAGCGAUGAGACAGAGAGAGGAAGGUGAAGUGUGAUAAAGUUGAGAUUUGAAGGUGAGAGACUGUAAAUGUAAAACUCAGACAGCUCCAGCUCUUUGCUGUUACAGUAAAUGUCAGUGGAUAUUUAAACGACAGACAUCCAGCUAACCCUGCUCUUCAAACACUCCUGCGUCACUGAUGUACGCCUUUCAUAAUGUUGCAUCAGCUGCUGCCAUGUUGCUUUUUUUGUUUACCUGCGGCUCCCUGACAGCGACUGUUUUGCAUGAGCUUCACUUAACAGGGAAUCUGUCGACACAAGAUCUCUAAAUAAUGUCACGGACGACUUGUAGCUCCUGAAAUUUAUCAGCAACUAAUUUAGUUGAUUUUUGACAAUUGGUGGUUCAAGCACACAGGUCGAGACUACUUAAAGUUUUUACACAAACCUCUCCUCUGUGCUCAGUCUGUCUGUUCCAGACACAUUUACACAUUGUGCAUCUAUCUGUAAGUGGUACCACAAGAGUUUUUAAAGUAUUGUAAAUUAUACUCAAAUUUUUAAGUUCUUUUUAUCUCAUCUUAAUUUUCCAUUCUGAAUUGAGUUUUCUCUGUGGUGGCAGUAAGAUGGAUCCACAGGUAUGAUGGAAGGCAGAGCAGAGAAACACACAUCAGCUGAGAUCAUUUAGAGUUUAAGGAAUCUGCUGAGGUGUGGCUGUGCCGACUUCUUUAGUGUAACUGCUGUGAAAGUAUCAGGAAAAAACACCUUCUCAUCCGUCUGUUUCUCUGAUAAGUUUUUCAUUUGCUGCUUACACUUUCAUUACUGGCACUCUGUGCUACUCCACCAGCACUACCUGCUCUCAUGUUUUGUCUCUUGGAAGCUAUUGGGUGCAAAAAUUAAACCUUUUCAAUAUUUUGAUAACUUCAGGUCCUGCUCAUUAAAUACUUUUUCAUGGUUCUCAUGUUGCAGUGAAGGCCAUAGUUGAGGAAAGUUAGGAAAUAGUUGAGUUUUUUUUUUCUUUUCAGGUUUUAAUGAUGUUUUUACGUGUCUUACGUAACACGACGCGUUAAGAAUAAAUUACAACAUCAUACGCUGGAGACACCUCUGGUUCAGAUAACAAGAGGAGACUUGUUCCUCGGCUGUAACAGGGUUUUUUUUUUACACCGCUGUUCUCUCUGCAGGUGUGUUCAUUCAGCAGCCAUGCUUUGGGUCACGGCAUCUACACGUUUGACAGGAGGCUUCAUCACCUGAGGUCGGCUCUCAGCAGCAUGCUGGAGCAGCACAUCAGUGCUCAUCUUUGGAAGUACGUUCAUAAACUUUGGUCAUGUUGUAUUUGGCACAAAAAUGUACACUUUUAGUGCUGGUUUCAAUUUUUUUUUUUGUUUUGCAUACUUUUAUUAACAUUUUCACCCUGUGUACAUCAGUCACAGAUAACACAAAUAUAAACACAUAAAGCAGUACACUAGCAGACUCCUACUCAAAAUCCCUCUCGCAUACACCAAAACUUGCUUUGGAAAAAUGCGCAGUGGUUUUACAACAAAUCCAAGAUAGAAAAAGAAAGUAAAUAAUAGCGAGUCAUAACGCAACAGUCAACUGAAAUAAAACAGAAUAAACUGAAAACAAAAAAACAAACAAACUAAAAACACGCACAAGUUCAGAGACAACAUUUGAAACAAAAACAUAAAUUCAUUGUUUCAUUCUUGUUUCAUUUUUAGACGUGAAAAGAUAAGGAGUAUGAUAGAGGAUGGUUAGCUAAACCUUCUCGUCUUCUCAUGAUUGCACCCCUCUGCAGUUUGGGUUUCUAUGCAGAUUUUGACACGCUAACUAUUUGAAGGCGACUUUGAUCAGAUGCUGCGUAUAUUGGUAACACUAGCAGAAGAACGGGAGUGUAUCUCACCGCUUAGUCACUGGAAGAUGAAGCAGAUGGUGUGUCCUGCCGCCCAGAAUAGCAGUGGUGAGGAGUCAGAGAAGUUGGCAGAGAGAUGGAGACUGAUUUCACAAAAUAUCAGCUGAUAUUGACUGCGAGCUUUUACAUGAUCAUAUGAAGACAUUUAAGACCGUUAGAGCCCUGCACCAUCGGGGUAACGAAGAAAUCUCUGCAUCACUGUGGUCGGAGAGUGGGGAGAUUUGUCCUUUGCCCACAAUAUGUAUUUUUUAAUAUAUCAACAUACUUUAUUUGAAAUUUACUCAGAUUUUCAGACAUGUUAUAUACUUUGUAAGGUUCUUUAGACCAAGAGCUACCAUACAAAGGUAGCUCUAGAGCCAGGCUUCUCCAAAAGUACCCCAAAUUGUGCACAGCUUACAUCAGCUGUGGUGAGAUAAUGGGCACAAACGGCUGACCCCCGAUCAGUUGAGAUCAAGAUCAGGACAUCCCAAUCAAAGUGCUAUGCUUGAUGUUGCAAAAGGCCUUUUAUCGGGGUUAAUGCAUUGUGAUAGUUUUUGUUGUGUUUGAAUCAGGGAUUGGCAAUGUAGGCUAAAACAAUAAUUACGAUCAGAUUUACCAUGUUGGUGAUAACGAUAAAGUCCAGAUAAAAAACAUUAUAAUUCCAAUCUAUAUUUUUGACUCAUUUUGUCUUGAGAACACCAGUUGGAGUAGUCAGGUAAGAUACUUAACCACAAGUUUGAGUGGCAGGUUAUAGAGGAAACUAAUGAUAUCAAACAAGCUUUAAAUGUGAAAACAUUUCCAACAUUUGUUAAAAACUCUUAUUGCACAGAGUGAACAGCAGCAGAUCUACUGUCCAAUAACAGGCAUACCUGAUUGUGCUCAUCUAAGUCCCAAUCUUGAAGGAAAUCCCUCAUGUGGAGCCUCGUUCAGUAACGAGCUGCUCAGAAAGUUUGAAUACUGAUCAAAAGUGCAAUAAUGCCCAAGAGGUUCCUGUUACGUAGGACAACAACGCAGAAUCUGCACUUCCUUUUUCAUUUUUAAUGCAAGGGCAAGAACAGUGUGUUCAAUCAAACAAAAGUUGUUUGUAAAUCAAAGAUUUUUAAAAAGUUUUAGUGGGUUAAACUCAUGUUGAGAGGCUGUCUACACCAUAAAAGUUCAAAAGAGAACCACUGUUUUGUUUCGCUCACUCUGCAUGGAAACUAUAUUUCAGUCGUUUUUGAGGAUCUGUGUGCACACAGAUCAUUUUCACAACAGUAUCAUAUGAAUGCAGCUUUUUUUUUUUAUGAAAAGAAAGACUUUCUUUUGAGAUGGGGGGCCAAGCUUGUUUAAACAAGAACUGAAACAGCAACUGCAUAAAAAUACAGUUGAUCCUACACUUAUAGUUUUCUUUUGUUUUGACCAGACAUGAGCAGAUUCUCAGACUUUUGUAUUUGAUGUAAUUUAUCAUCUCAUUUGGAAUAAGUCAAUAAGACGUAGGACUCCACUCUGUUAUUGUUACACUUGACACAUGCCAGUGAACAGUCAGCUAGCAUCAGUAACUCAUGAAGAGUUUUGAUGCCAGAGUUACUUAAAAUGGUGGAAGAGAGUUGAAGAAAGUUUUUCAGAUUAUAAGCAUCUUGGCUAAAUUUUGGUGAAGUAUAUUCCACUCAGGGAUUUGGUAAUAAAUACCUUUUUUUUUCUUUUUUUUUUCCAAAUUGAAUUUAUUUGAACAUGAACAACAAUUAAACAUAGUACAAAUUAAAGACAAAAACACACAAAAAAACAUACAAAAAAAAAAAACAGAAAGAAAACAAGAGUCAAAUAAUUUUGUCAUUUGCAUGUUCAAAAUGGAGUGGGAGGAAGUCGAAAUUUGUCCCGUCCCACCCCUUCACCUUACAUAAUUUAUCAUCAUUUACCUGCUUCCAGUUAAUAAUUAUAACAAUAAUCAUAAUAAUAAUCACAACAUAAACAAAACAACCAAAUAAUAUAUUAAAACAAAAAAUCAAUGAGGGUAAGAAUGAAUAAAUAAAUAAAUAAACAAGGAAACAAAUAAAAGGAAAAAAAGAAACAAUGUCAACGUUUCUGUCACACACUUUAAAUUCUGGUCACCUGAGGUCCUUUGUAUUGAUUUCUGUUUUUUUUUCUCUUCUUGCAGGAAAAUACCUCAAGCCACAGACCUCCAGUCUCCACCUCCCUCAGCCAGAACCUUCACCUCCUCGUCUCCCUCCUCUUCUCUACAUUCAAAGAUCCGCACAGGCAGUCACAUCAGCUCCUCUCUCAAAACUGCAUCAUCAUCAUCAUCAUCCUCCUCCUCCUCUGCCUCUUCCUCCUCCUCCGGUCGUGGUCCAGGGAGACCCUCCGCAGCUGCACCAUCGGAGAACUUGGGGGGCGGAGGCUGCAGCAUUACGGGUGGUCACAUGGGGUCUCCCAGUACACCUGUAUCAGGGCGUUCGGGGGGUUCUGGGAGACUUAAGAACCCCGUGGGACGUCCCAGCAAGCAGAUGCUCAAGCUGCGAGAGGAAGCUGCCACUGCUGCUGCCCUGCGGAAACGCAAGGCCCCGUCCCAGGAAGGUGAACACUCAGGCCCUGACAGGAACUGCAUACUCCUCCAGGACCGGGGCCGGCCUCCCUCCACUGCAUCCUCCUCCUCAUCAUCAUCUUCCUCUUCAAAACCCCCCAUUUCCUCACCUCUACCACAUGGACAGACCAAUGGCACUCUUUCUCCCAGCAGCAAACCCCGCCCCCAGCCCUCCCCCUCAGAAUCACACUCACCAGCCGCAAAAGCGGUCUGGACUUACAAACGAACACACACCCCUCUUGGCCACUCAUCACCCCCAGACUCCUCCUCUGCCACCAACAACUCCCACAGCCGGGGCGUCGUGGGGGACUCAGGACUGCAUGGACAGAGCGGUGGGAGGAGCUUUGAGCAGGGGCUGGUGAAGAAACGCAAAGGGGGCAGCAUGGAGGAGCACUCUCCUUCCUCCAAACCCUCAGCGCACCGCCUGCCCUCCUCCUCCUCCAGCUCUGCCACCUCCUCCACCCCGCGCUCCAACUUCUACCCCUGGAAGGACAGUAAAGGUGGGGGGCUAGCUGGAGGCGUGGAGAAGAAGCUGGGCACACAGAAGGUGAGUUUGAAAAUUGAAUAGCAACAACGCUAAGUCACUGAAAAGAAAAAUUAUGAACAAAAACCAUGAAAAACAAAACUCAUGACUGCAGAAGAACUUUUGUAUAACAGUCUGGCAGCUUACACACAGAUGUAGAGUGAUAAAAAAAUAAGUUUUAAUGUUUGUGGUUCCUCUGUGAUUAAAGAUGGUCAUCUUAACCCUCAGUUUUUAUACACACAUCACGCACACUACUCCACCUGGACCAUAAACAGGCCCACAACACAACUUCUGAGGUGUUCCUGCACCAUAUUAUCUGCUUCACCAGUGCCUCUUUCAGUAUUUGAUGUUGUGACAUUAAUCCUGACCUUUAGCUUCAGCAGCAUUUCGCAUUAUACAGUAUCAAAGUAAAGCUGUACGACUUCCCUGCAGUUCAUCAGUAUUUACACACUCCGUAUAAUGUCAACAUUGUUGAGCGCUCCUGACGUUGGCACAUUUACAUUAUUGGCAAAGUCUGUAAUUGACUUAAAUGUGCCAACAUGCCUGGUUGAGAAUACUAAGGUGCUUCACUACAGCUGCUUUCUUUCUGAGGGGGGCAUAACUCUCCACAGUAGCCUCUAUCUACAAAACUGCUGGAAAAUGAUGAAAUGAAGUCAAUGUACACAUCCUGUAAAGUUCCCUAAAGCACUGCAUAAAAAAAAUUAGGACAAACCCUGAAAAGUUAAUAUCUCUCCAUAACAUAGACAUUCAUUAAAGCUACAACACAGUUAAACUCUGUGCAUUGAGCUCAAUGCGGCUCAGGUGAUGUGUAUAUAAAGUGCUGCUCUUUUUAAUUUUGUGCCAAAACAUUUUUUUUUAAAGUUUCAGCCAAUGUUGCUGAAAAAGGUCAUGAAUUCCUUUUUUGAGUUUGAAUGUACAAAUCACAGUCAAUUUGCACCAGAUUUAAAACCAAAGGUACUUCCUGUUAUAAGAAAUGAUCAGAAGGCCGUAGCUAAAGUGUGAACACUGUGAUCCUCCCAAUUAUUGUCACUGUAAGAAAAAACAAACAUCAGAGCCCCAACACAAUUUUACAAUGAUGAUGUUCAUCAAUGAGAGUUCUUUAGUGUUACCCCAAGGCUCCUGUGAGGAGUUUUUAUUUUCACCAAACAGACGGAAAUUCACAUUAAUGUCCUUUUACGAUAAAUCAAAGCAUAAAGGACCAUCAGCAACAAAAUACACAUUUUUUAUGCCUGAAACAGGUGUGAGAGGGUAGGUGUCAGCAGAGCAGCUGAGGAAGCAGCCAUGUUUUUAUGAUUCCCACUUCAACUAUUUACAAUAUGUGAAACAUUUGACUCCACAGGUCAGCAGGAUGUUUUUUUUUGCCAGAAGUCACUGCUUAAGCAUGUAGAGUAUAAAAACAAAGACCACUUUGUCCACAGGGGGCGACAAAACUGAUCAAAUCAAAAGUUCCUCUCUGUAGCUUUAGCCUUUAAAAGUCUGGACUAAUCAUUAUUCAGCUGUUAGUCCGUGGGCUGACUUGUCUCUAACAAGGCCAGCUUCACUUCUGUCAGCUUUAAACAUUAAAACUUAAACUUCCUUUCUGUUGCCAUCACAACAGACCUUCUGAUUUGUUUUUGGAAAACUGUCUAAAAUCACAAAGAUAUUUUUAACAUAAGCUUUAGAAAAAUAUUUUUUUUGUCUUGUCCUUUGCUCUGUCUGUCCUUUUUUGACCUAGUGUGUUUAGUUUGAUUUAUUCUGCUCCUGGUUUUAUAUUUAUGACUACAUUUAUGAACCAGUUCUCAUAUGGAAGCACUGAUUUGAAUUUUCUUUUUCUCCGCAGCCAAAACUGCACCAUUAAGUGUGCCUGCCUUACAAGCCACUAUGAGGGAGCCAGCUCUGCUCGGUCCAAGACUGAGGCAACAGGACUCAAAUGUGUGUUUGUGCAAGUGUGUGUGAGUGUGUGUUUUGUCUACUGAGCAAACGCUCCAGUAUGAAUGUGUCAGGCUGUGUGUAUGUGCAGAGUUAGUGCAGUAUGGAUGCGUCGCUGUGUGAAUGUGUCGUCUGGAUGGAUGUCUGAGGGAGAUCUGGUAGUAGGAGGAUUGGCUGAAAUUCAGAGUAUGGAUAUAGAUAUACCUCAAGACCAUCCGGUUAUGCUGCUAAAUUAAAUAUGUUGGUUUAUAAAAAUGAAUUAAAAAUGUCCUUUACACUUUCUGUGACUCAUCUCUUACUGCUUCUCUGGUGAUAUUUCUGCUCUGAAAAUGUCGAUUUUCUUCCAUCUGUUAGGAUUUUAAAAUGAUGACUCCAUGAAUCUGAGACAUUAUCCCAACAUUAAGUUUCUUCAUCUGCCUUUUCCAAAAAUAAAUCCUAGUCCCACUCUAUUUUA